GGGGCUCACUGCGCCAUGGCCACCGCCAACGACAGAGCGGUGCUGCAGACCAUCUUCAACCCCAGCACUCCUUUCGGGGACGUCCCCGGGCUGGAUGAGGAUGAGGACAUGCCGCAGGAAGAGGAGGAGGCCUUCGCGCCGGAGCUGCUGGCGCAGGUACGGGACCUGGAGCUGCAGGGCGUUUCUGCUGCUGAAUCCGGAGAUGUGAGCGCAGCCCUGGAGCGGUUCAGCGAGGCCAUCCGCCUGCUGCCCGAGCGCGCCUCGGCCUACAACAACCGGGCGCAGGCGCUGCGCCUCAAGGGCGACGUGGCAGGCGCGCUGCGGGACCUGGACGCCGCCAUCCGCCUGGGCCGGGGCUGCGGCCGCGCCGUGUGUCAGAGCCUGGUGCAGCGCGGGCUGAUCCAUCGGCUGCAGGCCCGCGAGGACGACGCCCGGCGGGACUUCCAGCAGGCGGCACGGCUUGGCAGCGCCUUCGCACGGCGGCAGCUGGUGCUGCUCAACCCCUACUCGGCUCUCUGCAACCAAAUGCUGAGCGAGAUGCUGGGCCGGCUGCGCAACCCCGACGUGGCCGGCAGUGAUUGAGGCCGCCCGACCCCCGUCCUGGCUGAAGCUCCGGGGCAGAGCUGUGCUUGGAAGGACUGUGAAGGUUUAGAGGAGUUGGCAGCAUGCAACCACUCCAGGGCUGCCAUGGGGAAACCUUCCUGCGCCUCAGCUUUGUCGUGGCUCUGUUCCAUCGCAAAUAAACCUCCCAGCAGGGC
Molecule: messenger RNA, 758 nt
Organism: Gallus gallus (chicken)
Lineage: Eukaryota; Metazoa; Chordata; Aves; Galliformes; Phasianidae
Gene: TTC36
Product: tetratricopeptide repeat domain 36
Exons: 3
Coding region: 16-582 (188 amino acids)
Biological process (GO): cilium assembly
Molecular function (GO): protein binding
Source: RefSeq, marked validated